AUGGUAUUCCCAAAAGACAAAGUUGAUUACUCCCUUUAUUUAGUCACAGACUCUGGUAUGCAACCAGAAGGCACAACUUUAUACUCACAAGUUGAAGCUGGUUUACAAAACGGUGUAACUCUUGUUCAAAUACGUGAAAAAGAUUGUGAGACUAUAGAUUUCAUUAAAGAAGGUAUCGCUAUUAGAAAAUUAUGCACUAAAUACAAUGUUCCAUUAAUUAUCAACGACCGUAUUGAUGUUGCAUUGGCCAUUGAUGCAGAUGGUGUUCAUGUUGGCCAAGAAGAUAUGCCAAUUCCACUUGUAAGAAAAAUUGUGGGACCAGAUAGAAUCAUCGGUUGGAGUGUAGGUAAAGCUGAAGAAGUUAAACAAUUGGCGGAAUGGGGUCCAGAUUAUGUUGAUUACAUUGGUGUCGGUACAAUUUUCCCUACAUUAACCAAGAAGAAUCCAAAGAAGUCUCCUAUGGGACCACAAGGUGCCAUUAAAGUCUUAGAUGCUUUAGAAACUUACAACGCUACCUGGUGUAAAACUGUAGCAAUCGGUGGUUUACAUCCAAAUAAUAUUCCAAGAGUUCUUUAUCAAUGUGUAUCAUCUAAUGGUAAAAGAGCUUUAGAUGGUAUUUCAUUAGUGAGUGAUAUUAUGGCUUCCAAGAAUGCUGCUGGUAGUGCAAAAAUCUUACGUGAUCUAAUUAAUGGAACAUCAUUUAAAUACGUCCCAAACUCUUUAGUUUCAACUAAAAACUUACCAACUACCAAUGAUAUGGCUGACAUUAUUAAGACCGUAAGUAAGAAUCGUCCAUUAGUGCAGCAUAUUACAAACAAAGUUCAUUAUAAUUUCGGUGCAAAUGUUACUUUAGCUCUAAAUUCUUCACCAAUUAUGUCAGAAAUUGAAUCUGAGGUUGGCGAGCUUUCUCUAAUUCCAUAUGCUACACUAUUAUUAAAUACUGGUACAAUUGCUCCAAUAGAUACUGUUAAGAGUGCUUUAAGAGCAUACAAUGACGCAAAGAGACCUAUUGUAUUUGAUCCAGUUGGUUAUAGCUCUACUACUACAAGAUUGGUCUUAAAUGAUACUUGUCUAUCUUUUGGCCAAUAUGCCUGUGUUAAGGGUAACUCAAGUGAAAUUCUAUCACUAGCAAACUUAUCGACAGAAAAGAUGAAAGGAGUAGAUGCUUCAAGUGACAAUAUGGACCUAUCAUUAUUAAUUAAAGCGACAAAGGCAGUAGCUUUCCAAUUCAAAACUGUAGUAGUAUGUACUGGUGAAACUGAUGUUAUUGCUGAUGGUACUAAUUCAGGUGAUUACCAGUUAUCUAAAGGAACAGGUAAUAUACCAGAUGAUUUAAUGUGUGUUACUGUUAACGGCGGUCCAAUCCCAAUUAUGGGGGAUAUAACUGCCAGCGGUUGUUCUCUUGGCUCUACAAUUGCCAGUUUAGUUGGUGGUUCCGAUACACAUAGUCUUUUCUACUCUGUCAUUACUGCAGUAGCUCUUUAUAAAGCUGCAGGUAAACUAGCAUCAACUCGCUGCAAAGGCAGUGGCUCUUUCCAUGUGGAAUUGAUUGAUGCUUUGUAUGAAUUAUCCCAUAAUGUAGAUCCAACUAAAUGGGAUGUUAAGAUUUCCGCUUCAAAGUAG
Messenger RNA from Henningerozyma blattae CBS 6284, 1623 nucleotides. RefSeq names its product bifunctional hydroxyethylthiazole kinase/thiamine-phosphate diphosphorylase (gene THI6). Gene Ontology annotation, biological process: thiamine biosynthetic process. Gene Ontology annotation, molecular function: magnesium ion binding; ATP binding; thiamine-phosphate diphosphorylase activity. The record is from RefSeq and is a predicted model, not a curated record. Gene Ontology annotation, cellular component: cytoplasm. The coding region runs from base 1 to 1623 and encodes 540 amino acids. Lineage: Eukaryota; Fungi; Ascomycota; Saccharomycetes; Saccharomycetales; Saccharomycetaceae. The transcript has a single exon.